This is a messenger RNA of Sus scrofa (pig), 1746 nucleotides long. The record is from RefSeq and is a predicted model, not a curated record. NCBI's taxonomy places the organism in Eukaryota, Metazoa, Chordata, Mammalia, Artiodactyla, Suidae.
UUUUUUUUUUUUUUUUUUUGGCUAUGCCCGCAGCUUGUAGAAGUUCCAGGGCCGGCACUUAAACCACAGCAGCGACCUGAGCCACAACAGUGACAACAUUGGAUCCUUAACCUGCUGUGCCGUUUGAGAACUCCAACACACACUCUUAAGGAUAUUGUAGAUUCUUGUAGCCUUAUCCUAUACAUUUUUUUAAAUUUAAUUGUUCACAAUGACUCUUUGCUCCAACUGGGUGUUUUCCAACAUGAAGUUAUGCUCAAUGACUAGUUGAUUACCCUUGUAGUGGUUAGUGACCACAUUGGUCAAAAUGUGACCAUAAUAGAAUUUUCUUCUCACUGAACUAUGAAAUCGUAACUCAGUUUAUCAGACACUGCUCCAUUUUAUUAUAACAACUUCUGCAAAUCUCUGUUGAUUUUUAAAGGCACCACUGUUUCUGUGUCUAUCCACUGAAGAAGACAGAUCUCAUAGCCUUUAUGGGUUUUGGUUUGAAUAAUGACUUUUAGGUCCAGUAAUUCCAUCCUUUACUGAGAAGUUCAAAGCUGCCUAGCUUUUGUUACCUCAACUUCCUCCUUUGCCACUCAGAAUAGUUUUGCAUUUUUAUCCCUUGUGGCCUCCUGUGCGCUUAUCUCUGAGGAAGAAUGUUCUUACUUCCUUCCUCUCGGACUGUGCUCCUCCACCGUCUCCCUCCACCAAGAUGUCAGUCCUUCAAAGAAACUGCUUCUUCAGUCUUACUCUGCUUGUGGUGGUUGAUUAUUCUUAAACUGGAGGGAAUCCAGCUGCAUCAUCAAAGGGCCAAAGAAGGAGAUGAAAAAACCUUGCACUUUUUCAGAAGUCUGCUGUAAGGCCAGCACCUUUUCUGCUGCCAUGAUAACCACUCAAGAAAUGGAACAGACCACACCAGGGGCUGACCCUGACGUGCACCAGCCCAGACAGCUUUCUUCCCUACGUUCACAUCUGUGGAAAGAGAUGCUAGAGAAGUUCCUGAAAGGGGAACCCAAAAUCCUUGGGGUUGUACAAGUCCUGAUUGCCCUGAUGAACUCGAGCUUGGGGACAGUCGUGAUGAGUGUCACGUUGUCACAUAAAUACUUGGAAUACUCCUUCUAUUUGGCAUGUGCAGGGUAUAUAAUUUCGGCAUCAGUGAUGUUUAUUAUUUCAGGGUCCUUGUCAAUUGCAGCAGGAACUAAAGGGACAAAAGGUCUGGUCCAGGGUAGCCUAGGAUUGAACAUCACCAGCUCCAUCUUGGCUGCCAUAGGGAUCAUACUCCUUUCACUCAGUUUUCUUGUUUCUUCCUUUGACUAUACCUGUAGAAGCAAUCCAGAUUUGGAGAACUGUUCAAUGAUCCUGUCUAUUUUAAUGGGAAUGAAUGGUAUGGUGCUCAUUUUAACCCUGCUGGAGUUCUGCAUUGCUCUAUCCCUCUCUGCCUUUGGAUGCAAAGUAACCUGUUGUAAAUCUGGUGGGGUUGUGUUCAUUCUGCCAUCAAAUGUUCACAUGGCAGAAACAGCAUCUCCUGCACCAUUGGCAGGAGGUUUGAUGCCACCAACGGAUCAACAGAAAAAUGUUCCAGAAAAUCUUUCCCUCCAGUAAUGCAAGAAACCUGCUUGGGAAAGUACCAGGAUCCAACUCUGACUCUAAUAUGUAUGUAAAAUUCUGAGUCAUGUUCUUAUUUUCCCUCAUAACUCAACAAUUCUCUUGUCCAUCUCUUUAAAUGCAAUAAAAGACUUUAAAUAAAUAAAUCAUACAUUUAAUGAA